Messenger RNA from Phycodurus eques (leafy seadragon), 657 nucleotides. RefSeq names its product notochord homeobox (gene noto). Lineage: Eukaryota; Metazoa; Chordata; Actinopteri; Syngnathiformes; Syngnathidae. The record is from RefSeq and is a predicted model, not a curated record. Gene Ontology annotation, biological process: central nervous system development; neuron differentiation; regulation of DNA-templated transcription. Gene Ontology annotation, molecular function: DNA-binding transcription factor activity, RNA polymerase II-specific; DNA binding. The coding region runs from base 1 to 657 and encodes 218 amino acids. The transcript is spliced from 3 exons.
AUGCAGAUCCCGAGCAGCGGCCCCGCGGCCGCGUUCCGAUCCUCGCCGCGUACUGCGGCGGCCCCCGCGCCCUCUCGCAAGCCCCCCGCCGGCAAGUCGUUCACCAUCGACGCUCUGCUCGCGGAGCCGGACGACCGCCGCGCCGCCGCCGCCGCCGCCGCCGCCGCCGCGCUCCCUUCGCUCGGCGGCGGCCUGACGUACUACGCGCCGUACCCGUGCGGCUACUUCUGCUGCCCGCCCGUCGCCUACCGGGCGUCCUGCCGCGGCGCCUUUUACGCGCAAGCGGCGAUGCCCAAGGUCCACGCGUUCAAAGCCAAGGGCGGCAAGUCCAAGCGCAUGCGCACCAGCUUCACCAGCGAGCAGCUGGCGCGCCUGGAGAAGGAGUUCGCCCGCCAGCACUACAUGGUCGGCGCGGAGAGGUUCCUGCUCGCCUCCGCCCUGCGCCUCACCGAAGCGCAGGUGAAAGUUUGGUUCCAGAACCGGCGCAUCAAGUGGCGCAAGCAGAGUCUGGAGCAGCAGCAGGCCAAGCUGGCCCAGCUGGGCCUGGCCGCCGGCAGCCCCGCAUCUCGGGCCCGCGAAGACCGCCGCCGCCGAGAAGAGGGAGAAGAAGAAUUCUCAGACGCGGACGCGGACCACGACUCGGCCGAGGCCUGCUGA